CCGCCUUUGGACGUCCCCGAAACCGAUCCUCGUACCACCACCACCACCACCACCACCAUCUUCGUGGAUGUUUCUCAGCGAUCUCGAUCUGGCUGUUGUUGAAAUUUCGGGGACGUUUCUCCUUCCCGCCGCCGCGUAUCUGACGACUCGAAGAUGCGAGAGAUCGUGCACAUACAAGCCGGACAGUGUGGCAACCAAAUCGGUGCCAAGUUCUGGGAGGUGAUCUCGGACGAGCAUGGCAUCGAUCCGUACGGCAUCUACCACGGCAACUCGGACUUGCAGUUGGAAAGGAUCAACGUGUACUACAACGAGGCGUCCGGAGGAAUGUACGUGCCACGUGCCAUACUCGUCGAUUUGGAGCCAGGCACGAUGGACUCGGUGCGCUCGGGCCCGUUCGGACAGAUAUUCAGACCGGACAACUUUGUAUUCGGGCAGUCCGGAGCCGGUAACAACUGGGCGAAGGGACAUUACACGGAGGGCGCGGAACUCGUCGACUCGGUGCUCGACGUGGUGAGGAAGGAGGCGGAGAGUUGCGACUGCCUGCAAGGGUUUCAACUGACCCACUCUUUGGGCGGUGGUACCGGGUCCGGUAUGGGAACACUGCUCAUCUCGAAAAUUCGCGAAGAAUAUCCCGACAGGAUAAUGAGCACGUUCUCGGUGGUGCCGUCGCCGAAGGUGUCGGACACGGUGGUCGAGCCGUACAACGCGACCCUGUCGGUCCAUCAAUUGGUGGAGAACACCGAUCAAGCUUACUGCAUCGACAACGAGGCGCUCUACGACAUUUGUUUCCGCACGCUCAAGUUAUCCACACCGACGUACGGGGAUCUGAAUCAUUUGGUGUCGGCGACGAUGUCCGGGGUAACCACCUGCCUCAGAUUUCCCGGCCAGUUGAACGCCGAUCUGAGGAAACUCGCCGUGAACAUGGUACCGUUCCCACGGCUCCAUUUCUUCAUGCCAGGUUUCGCACCGCUUACAUCCCGCGGCAGCCAACAGUACAGAGCUCUCUCUGUGCCCGAGCUCACUCAACAGAUGUUCGACACGAAGAACAUGAUGGCAGCGUGCGAUCCAAGACAUGGCAGAUACCUCACAGUAGCAGCGAUCUUCCGUGGCAGAAUGUCAAUGAAGGAAGUCGACGAGCAAAUGCUCAACAUUCAAAACAAGAACAGCUCCUACUUUGUCGAGUGGAUCCCGAACAACGUGAAAACGGCCGUCUGCGACAUCCCACCACGUGGCUUGAAGAUGUCGGCCACCUUCAUCGGCAAUUCGACGGCUAUCCAGGAGUUGUUCAAGAGAAUCUCCGAACAAUUCACCGCCAUGUUCAGGAGAAAAGCUUUCCUUCAUUGGUACACUGGAGAGGGUAUGGACGAGAUGGAGUUCACCGAGGCCGAGUCGAACAUGAACGAUCUGAUCUCGGAGUAUCAGCAGUACCAAGAGGCCACCGUGAGGGACGAGAGUGAUUUCGACGAGGAGGAGGAGACCGAGAAGUGAAAGGGUGGAAGCGAAACGAGACGAGAUGAUGUUCACUGCGAAUUCCUCGUCGAUCAACCUAACAACCGCCACCGCCGCGAACUAAACAGUUUCGCGAACGAGAUUUUUCUUACCGUUGUAUUUUUUUUUUUUUUUCCUCCCCUCGACCAGCUGGUUUUCCAUUUGUACAUUAAUCUUUUUACAUUUGUUAUUUUCGACGAAUUUUUACGUAUGUAUAAUGUACACACAUGCCACCAAUGAAAAUGCUCGCAUGAUACACCUUAUAUUAUGAUGAUAGAUUUACUCACACACGGACACACGGAAAACACGCGCACGCGCCAACAGCAUAUACACGAAUACACGAGUAUACAUAUUUUGUAAGUAACUUAGAAAAACGUUGUAUUACCUUUGUUGAACGUUUAAUAGAUAUUCUUUAUGGCAUCUGAAA
Messenger RNA from Frieseomelitta varia, 1915 nucleotides. RefSeq names its product tubulin beta chain-like. Gene Ontology annotation, cellular component: microtubule; cytoplasm. Gene Ontology annotation, biological process: mitotic cell cycle; microtubule cytoskeleton organization. The record is from RefSeq and is a predicted model, not a curated record. Bases 154 to 1488 code for a protein of 444 amino acids. The transcript has 2 exons. Gene Ontology annotation, molecular function: GTPase activity; structural constituent of cytoskeleton; GTP binding. NCBI's taxonomy places the organism in Eukaryota, Metazoa, Arthropoda, Insecta, Hymenoptera, Apidae.